This is a messenger RNA of Tricharina praecox, 1713 nucleotides long. RefSeq lists its product as uncharacterized. The transcript has 4 exons. The coding region runs from base 154 to 1533 and encodes 459 amino acids. NCBI's taxonomy places the organism in Eukaryota, Fungi, Ascomycota, Pezizomycetes, Pezizales, Pyronemataceae. Gene Ontology annotation, cellular component: nucleolus; TRAMP complex. Gene Ontology annotation, molecular function: poly(A) RNA polymerase activity; mRNA binding. Gene Ontology annotation, biological process: RNA 3'-end processing. The record is from RefSeq and is a predicted model, not a curated record.
CCGCAGAGCCACCCACAGAGCCACCCGCAGAGCCACCCGCAGAGCCACCCGCAGAGCCACCCGCAGAGCCACCCGCAGAGUUACCCGCAGAGCCCCCAGCAGAACCACCCGCAGAGCCAGCAACUUCCUCUCCAUGCGACCUAUGAGAACGGGAUGAGGAAAACAGCUGGCCGCGGGCGUAUGAAUAGCGAUUACACUGGGGUUGUGCUGCCUUUGAUGGACGAAUACGUGGCUACACCCCAGAAGCCAGCCCAAGCACCAUGGAUGGCUAAGGUGAAGAAUAAUAAAUUUGGAAGCGGGAUGGAGAGAUUGAGCAACGAGUUAACUGCUUUUGUUAACUACAUGGCCCGCUCACCUCCAGAGAUAGACGCCCGGAAUUACUUUACCCAGAGCAUCAUAUCUGCGAUAGACUCUUACUUUCCGGAUACUGAACAUACUGUCAGACUAUAUGGAUCGGAUGCCACUUCGUUAGGCUUGCCAUUAAGCGACAUUGAUGUGAUGAUCAGCGCGCCGAGUCUCCGCAGAGUAAAUCCUUACCAUACCAGAGAUUUGAAGGUCCAAGCACUCCGGGACAUUCAACAGCUAUUCGCCAGGGCUGGAUUCAACCUGUUCUCAACAAUUCGGGAUGAGGCUACUAUUCCUAUCCUAGAGAUAGAAGAUGUCGGCACGGGUCUAGAAAUGGACAUUUCGUUCGAGGAGCCGCAUUCAGCACAAGGGCUGGAAGACGUUAAGAGCUGGUGUGCUCAUUACGGACAUCGUCAACUCAUAAGCUUGUACCUACCGCUAAAGCACGCUCUGAAUAUGCGUAAGCUGGGUCUUGGAUCAGCGACAACACCAUAUCAGGGCGGAGCUGGAUCGUACGUCCUUCUGUGCAUGGUGAUUGUUUUCAUGGAGACAAGAUAUCAAGAACUGUGCAGUAUCUGGCGGCAAAAGCCACUCAGUCCGGGAAGGACUUUUGUGGCGAUGCUGAAAUUCUGGGGGGAGGAGUUCAACUUCGAAACCACCGCCAUCAUGGUCAAUCCUCCUUCUCUGAUUCCUAAACAAGCCUACUUGCCGGCUUUCAUUUUUGAAGUCCGAAGUCCGUUCGACGGAUCCACAAAUGUUGCUGGUGGUGCGUUUGGAAUGAAGCACAUCAAAGAGACGAUUAAACACUUUGCCAAUGUUCUCGCAGAGCGCAUACUGGAAGUUGAUCGCAUGCAAGCAGUCCAUCCGUACGGAUUCAAUCACCAGAGAGGGUUAUUAGAUCCACCGGGCAUGACAUGCGGGGUUCUCGGGAGCAUCAUCGGUGGGAAUUAUGAGACGUUCGAGGAAAGGAGGAGCAAGAUCCGAAAAUUUGGUGAGAGGAUACAAGCCCUGGGACUGGUUGGCGCGCCACAACACGAAACAGAAGCAACACCAGCCGGAGGACCUGCUCGUCCGGUCGGGUCUGUGGGGAGACUGAAAGGAUAUGGGGGCCAGGCACUGCCGUUUAUACCUGCAACGAAACCGUUUGUGCCACCUCAUUUGAGAGGUCUGGAUGACUCCCAAUUUUAGAUGACGCAACAGGUCGGAGAACGAUGUCGACAAUAUCCAUCCGUACAGAUCCGAGACAUCGAGGCUUUACGCACCUCUAAACAAGAUACGAUACUAUCUUGUCUGAGUAUAUUUCGCCGGUUUUGUGUGGGAGUUACUCCGUUUAUUUGUUUGUCACUUUCGUUUCUCCUUCUCCGUUAU